UGCAAUAAAGCUAGCAUCUUCUAGUAGAGAAGGAACUACUGUACAUACAAUGGCACCGAAUGGCUACAUGUUUCAGGAUUCUACACAAUCAAAACAAAUUGGAAUAAAAGCAAAUAAGAUAAGGAAGCCGGUUAUAGAGAAGAUGAGGAGAGAUCGUAUUAAUAGCAGUAUUGAAAAACUCCGGAUUUUAUUGGAAAAAGAUAUUCAGAUACAUCACCCUCACUCGAAACUGGAGAAAGCAGAUAUAUUAGAAAUGGCUGUUACCUACCUUCAACAGCACAGACAGCAGCAGACGAAUGAUGCUCAGUACUGCAUGACAAAUGAUCAAGAUUCCUACUAUGAAGGUUACUAUCUGUGCCUUAAAGAAACAAUGGGUUUUCUGCAUAAACAGAACCCGGAACUGUAUGUACAAUCACAAUCAUUACAUCAUCUUGACUUGGAAAAAAAUGGAACAGACUCCAAAAAGUGCCUAGUACGUUCACCUAAAACAGUCUUCCAGCUAAGAACUUCCUAUCAGACUUCACAAUGUCCCGAGAAUAUAUGGAGACCUUGGUAGUCACCUUUAUACAAACUUUAACAGAGUGACUACAGAAAGCACCCCUCAUUACCCACUGUGUAAAGUGAAUGGAGACCUUUAUAUGCAUGAGCGAAACUUCUGCCAGGGUUACAAAAUGAGGGCCAAGUCUUCAAGCUUGUCAAUGUUAAAUCUGAGGCAUUUUAAGACAGGAAGAAGACGCACAAAACAAAAUGAUAUCUUGCAUUAAACUGAGCAGGCAUAUAAAAUGGCUAUAAAUAUAUAUUUUGUAGCAUACUAAACUCGGAAGUGCCCGAAGCACCACUUGACGUGUUAAAAGGUGCCAAUCAUGGCUUGCCAACUACUGGAUGUCAAUUGUGGUUGGAGAGAAAGUCCUGGUCUGGGCCACCACAGGAUAUUCGGGGCAGUAGAGGUUUGAAUAAAACUAUGUAACAUUUACCUGACUCUCAAUAUCUUCAAAUAAAAAUACAUAUAUAAUAAUAUAUGUUUAUA
Molecule: messenger RNA, 1027 nt
Organism: Pelobates fuscus (common spadefoot toad)
Lineage: Eukaryota; Metazoa; Chordata; Amphibia; Anura; Pelobatidae
Product: transcription factor HES-5-like
Exons: 3
Coding region: 50-556 (168 amino acids)
Biological process (GO): regulation of neurogenesis; anterior/posterior pattern specification; regulation of transcription by RNA polymerase II
Cellular component (GO): nucleus
Molecular function (GO): RNA polymerase II cis-regulatory region sequence-specific DNA binding; DNA-binding transcription factor activity, RNA polymerase II-specific; protein dimerization activity
Source: RefSeq, a predicted model, not a curated record